Molecule: messenger RNA, 2991 nt
Organism: Trametes versicolor FP-101664 SS1
Lineage: Eukaryota; Fungi; Basidiomycota; Agaricomycetes; Polyporales; Polyporaceae
Product: protein transporter SEC24
Exons: 13
Coding region: 35-2845 (936 amino acids)
Biological process (GO): COPII-coated vesicle cargo loading; endoplasmic reticulum to Golgi vesicle-mediated transport; intracellular protein transport
Cellular component (GO): endoplasmic reticulum exit site; COPII vesicle coat
Molecular function (GO): SNARE binding; zinc ion binding
Source: RefSeq, a predicted model, not a curated record
CAUCUAGCCUCCUUCAUCAUCCUCCAGCGCGUUCAUGGCCUCCCCUGCUCAGCAGCUGCCCCCAGGUUGGGCGGCCGAAUGGGACCAAAACGCCCAACGUUACCUCUUCAUCGAGACCGCGACUGGAAGGACGCAGUGGGAACCUCCCUUCCCUGACCCCGAAGGCCUCAACCCCGCACCGAGUGCAUCUCCCCCACCCGCACAGUCCCAUAACACAAAACGACGUCAGUAUGCAGCCGGUCAGACGCAGGCGUACUACGGCGCGGACACGAUAGCUCCUCCUGGUCCUGCGUACGGCGGCGUCCCUACGCAAGCAGGACAGCAGCAGCCUCAACUGUUCACUCCGGGUCUCGCGGGAGACGGCCAAUUUGCGCAGCAGCAAGUGGGUGCUCAGCCCGGACAGGCACCAUACUAUGGGCAGGCCCAGCAGGAGCCGGAAUACAUCAAUGCACCCGGGUUCGGGCAGGGCGCGACGUACCAGCCGCCUGGCGUUAACGCGUUGGCGGACCAGUUCUCUCAGAUGGGUGUGGGACAGAAGGGCCCUCGGCUGUUCACAACUAACCUCCUUGCUGCUCCGCCGGACCCUCUUGAGCUGCAUCGCCCGCCUCCGGACAUCUUCCUACCUCCCAACUCUUGUCUAUCCAACUCUCCCAUGGCAAACGCCGACUCUUCCUACCAGCGGUGUACGCUCAACACCAUCCCUACCUCGCACUCCCUCCUCCAGAAGUCUAAGAUCCCCCUUGGGCUCGUCAUCACGCCAUACCGCACCGUCAAGGAGGGAGAUGAACCUGUUCCGCUCGUAACGGACACGGUUAUCGCCCGAUGCAGGAGAUGCCGUACGUAUAUCAACCCCUACGUGCAGUUCAUCGAUGGCGGGAACCGCUGGCGAUGCUGCAUGUGCUCGAUGUCGAACGAAGUCCCGCAGCUGUUCGACUGGGACCAGGUCCGGAAUCAGCCCGGAGACCGGUGGGCCCGUGCAGAGCUCAACCACGGUGUUGUCGAGUUCGUUGCGCCUACGGAGUACAUGGUCCGGCCGCCACAGCCCGCGGUGUUUGUCUUCCUCAUCGACGUGAGCCACAACGCGAUCCAGUCGGGCAUGGUUGCGACCGCGACGCGCACGAUCCUCGAGAACCUCGAUCGCAUCCCGAACGAGGACAACAGAACAAAGGUCGCGUUCCUCGCAUUCGACACCUCGCUGCACUUCUUCUCGCUCCCGGCGGGCACUGCGGAUUCGAGCAUGCUGGUCGUGUCAGAUAUUGACGAUGUAUUCCUGCCGAAGCCUACAGACCUGCUCGUUAACCUGACGGAGAGCCGUCCGGCGAUCGAGAGCCUGCUUACCAGGCUCAACGACAUGUUCCAGGAUAACCACACCAUCGGAAGCGCUCUCGGCCCCGCGCUACAGGCUGCGUUCAAGUUGAUGGCACACAUCGGCGGUAAGAUCCAGGUGCUCUCCGCCAGUCUGCCGUCGGUCGGAGCGGGUGCUCUGAAGAACAGGGAGGACCCGAAGGUUCUUGGAACGUCGAAGGAGUCGGCACUCCUCCAGGCAGCGUCCCCCUUCUACAAGACGUUCGCCAUCGAGUGCUCGCGUGCACAAGUGUCGGUCGACAUGUUCCUGUUCAGCUCUGGCUACCAGGAUGUCGCCACGCUCGCCUGUCUCCCUCAUUACACCUCUGGACAGACGUACUUCUACCCUGCCUUCAACGCCUCCCGUACGGAGGACGCGAUUAAAUUCGCGCACGAGUUCGGCGAAGUGCUGGCAAUGCCCAUCAUGUUGGAGGCAGUUAUGCGUGUCCGUGCAUCCAAGAACCUGCGUAUGUCCGCGUUCCACGGAAACUUCUUCGUGCGGUCUACGGAUCUGCUGGCCAUGCCGUCGGUCCCGCAAGAUCUGUCGUACGCCAUCGAGAUCCAGAUCGAGGACAACAUCACCGCGCCGUUCGUCGUGCUGCAGACUGCUGUCCUGCACACCACCUGCUACGGCGAGCGCCGCAUUCGUGUCAUCACGACCGCUCUGCCGACCACGAACAAUCUCUCCGAGAUCUUCGCAUCUGCGGACCAGGUCGCGAUCGCGACGCUGCUCGCGAACAAGGCGGUCGAGCGUUCCCUCACCCACAAACUCGAGGAUGCGCGCGAUGCUGUGUUCAACAAGAUGGUUGAGAUUCUAUCUGCAUACAAGGCGAGCAUGACCGCGGCGGGCGCGGGUGCGAGCGCGCAGCUGGCGAUUUCAGAGAACAUGAAGAUGCUCCCAGUGCUUCUCCUGGGCCUGUUGAAGAAUGUUGGCAUCAGGCAGAGCGCGCAGAUACCGCCGGACCUGCGGGCGUACGCGCAGUGCCUGCUCACGACGCUGCCGUCGCAACUGCUCAUCCCCUACGUCUACCCGACGUUCUACUCCCUGCACAACAUGCCACCAGAGUGCGGUACUGUUGGCGAGCACGGAACCAUCAUGCCCCAGCCGCUGCCCCUCACGUCAGAACGGCUCGAGCGUCACGGUCUCUUCCUCAUCGAGGACGGGCAGACAAUCUUCCUGUGGGUCGGCAGGGAUGCGGUGCCGCAGCUCAUUACGGACGUCUUCAACCUCCCCAACUACGAGGUCCUGCGCGGUGGCAAGACGACGCUCCCUGAGCUCGACAAUCCAUUCUCGCAGCGGCUGAACGCGGUGAUCCAGAAAACGCGCGAGAUGCGGCGGGGCGUGUACUACCCGCACCUGUACGUCGUCAAGGAGGACGGAGAGCCGCCGCUCCGGCUCUGGGCCCUCAGCUGCCUCAUCCAGGACCGCGCGGACGUCCUGCCGAGCUACCAGCAGUUCAUCUCGCAGCUGCGCGACAAGGUCAACGGGUCGAGCUAUUAGGCAAAGGAGGAGGGUUAGGUCGGCGGCGGCGGAGGACGCGUACAAGAAUUGGAGGUUUCUGUUUCCGUUGUGUUCAGUAUACGUAACGUAUGAUCAGUUUUGUCGAGCCUCGAACGCUUGCUAUCUAUAUUAGAUUUGGGAGAACC